Molecule: messenger RNA, 2721 nt
Organism: Pteronotus mesoamericanus
Lineage: Eukaryota; Metazoa; Chordata; Mammalia; Chiroptera; Mormoopidae
Gene: DTHD1
Product: death domain containing 1
Exons: 10
Coding region: 1-2721 (906 amino acids)
Biological process (GO): signal transduction
Molecular function (GO): protein binding
Source: RefSeq, a predicted model, not a curated record
AUGGAUACAGAAGAUAUGGGCUCAGGUAAACUAGGCCAAAUAUUGAAGCAGAUUUGGAGACAAAACCUGAUGCUGAAGCAGGCCCUCCUGGGCUGUGACCACGCUGAAGGGGCCAGCGGGGCCACAUGGGUAGCCACAGUGGACUUUCUGGGUCAGGAGCUCAGCGGGGCCCUGCACCAGCUGCUGGAGCACACUGCACGCACGCUGCGCUCCACCUGCCAGCAGCUGGGCGUGCUGCUGGACAAGGAGCGUCAGUGUUCCUGGAGACAAGAAAUCGUUACCCUCAUAGACUGCCUCAUGAAAAUAAACGACCAUUUGGGAAGCACCGCUACACUUCUAAAGAAAGAAGAAAAGCAGAUGUGUAAUUUAUGCGGCACGCAUGAUGAAUGCACUCCACAGCGGACAAUGUCUGCCAUUCAGGAUAUCAAAGCGACAGACAUUGCUGCAAGACAGGAACAAAAUGUCAUAGAAACAGCUACUGUUUCUCCCACAAAUGGUGGGGAAAGUCAUUACACAGACCAGGACCCGUUAAAGGAAAAUAAAACACACAGGAGUUCGGAACCAGUGGAAAAAGAAAACAAUACAUCAUUGAAUGGAGAUGUAACAGGGCAAGAAGAGUCACAGGACAAAAUGUUCCCAGAUAAUGCAGAAAAUGGAGCUGGUAAACAAAUAGCACACGUGAUUAUGGAGAACAUGAAUGGCAACAGGGAAGGGACGCAUGACAUCAUUCUGACAACAGAAAGAGAAAUCCAAGAGGGCUCAGAAAACCAAAGAGGAGAGGCUAUCACAUCCUCAGUAACAUGUGAUAUAGCCAAUCAAUGUGUGAACAGUCUUCUUCCCGAUGACUCAGAGAGUCUAAAGCAGAAAAAUAACAUAAUGGAAAAGGAGUAUCUUGAUGUGCUUAGUGAUGAUAUGGGCCCCCAAGUGGCUUGUUAUAUCACAGCACAAUCAUACCUUUUACAACAUCUAGAAUGUCGAAUAAUUAAUAGCAUGAGUUCUUUAAUAGUGAGUGAUAAUGAAGAGUUGGUCAGCAAUGUCAUCACUGUUGAGUGUUCAGAUAUGGAAAAGAGGAUUCCAUUUCCAAUAUGCAUUGCAAUCCCAUUCACUGCGUGUUACAAGGGAAAUUACAAAGACAUCAUGGUGAAAAUGUCUGACAUAAACCUUCAAUCAAGUUACCUAACUCCAAAUUCACUGGAAGGAAUGAGAGGAAGUUACAAGGGCACCUGUGCUGAAGUGAAAGUUUACAAGUUGGGUAUCUUUUCUGUGGUGUCUUGUUUAAAGAAAGAGUCCUUCACAGUAACAAAGAAAGGCCUUACUCUCAAGCCAAGCAUGGAUUCUCGAAUAUCCUUGUAUUACCCUCCAGGAGUUUUCAGCUCACCAGUGCUUGUACAAUUAAAGGUCCAACCAGUUGACCCAUCUCUGGUGGCAUAUUUAAAAAUGCAGCAAGAUACUUUCUCCUCGGUACUAUCCACCAGCCCUCUGAUUCAUAUUCAGCACCCAUCAACACAUCCUUUCCAGAAGCCAGUCACUAUACUCCUACCUUGUUCUCCACACCCUAAUAAAAAGAAUUUUGGGUCUGAGAUGGAUCAUAAAAGAAAAGCUAGUGCCACAACAAAAAGGAUCGUACCUUUAUAUCUCAACCGGACAAAAGGUGCUUCCAUAAGAAAACCUGGGAACAACGUCUGUGAAUCUUUGAAAUUGCUGGGAUUCAGAAGCCAAGACAACGGUUGGUUUGGGCUUGAUGAUGUGAUAGUGAGAACCAUGCAGAGUGGCUUGAUAUCAUUUGAAUUGUGUGAACACUUAGAGAGGUUUAUUGUGCUCCACCUGUCUUCCACUGUGGACAAUAGCCACUUGAUUUCUUUUGUGAAAUCUUUGGAGGAAGCCAUGCUCAGUACCAGUGCCUGCGUGGUACUGUAUCACCGGAAAGACAACCCACAUAGAGUAGUUAUUUUGGUGGUGCCUUCUAAAGAUUUAAACCAGGUGCUUAGGAAUUUGCGCUUGGAAGCUUUCAGUGGUCCUCCAGAGCCGUCCUGCCAUUUCCAAGUGAAAGAAGGAGAGCAACUUCUCUUAAGGUUUACUGGAAACAUAUUUGCCUCAAGCAACGGGAAGGAUUAUGGAAAAGACUACAAGCUGAUUUUUCAUUUACAAAGAAAACCCAGGCUGGAACUGCAAAUCAAAGAGGUGGAUGAAUUUGGCAACUACAGCUGCUCUCACUAUAAGGGCACCAUUGCAGUUUAUAAAGUCCCUAAAGAAAAGACAGUCCACAAUUUGGAUCAAUCUCUCAUACUUAAUGAAAACCAUUAUCAGUUGCCAAUUUGCAAAUUACCAUUGAGAUUGCCAAAGCAUGAAAAAUUAAUCAACCGGCCACAGAGUACCAAAAGAAUUUCUACAGAUCCUCUAGAAGCCCUGUGGGAUAACUUGCUCUACUGGUUGGCUGAGGAGCUCUCGGAGGAAAACGCCACGUGCCUCUCCUCGUCCCUCCCUCUUCGCCGCAGCACCGUUCAGCUCAUCAAACUGAAGAACCCAGAUGAUCUCACAGAGCAGAUCCACGAACUUCUUUGCUUCUGGAAAAAAUCACUCCCAAAUGCCACCGAUAAACUUCGCCUUCUGGCUCGUCAUCUCUGCAAGAUUGGCAGGAGUGAUCUUUCCAAAGAGCUCAAGUUCAAGUGGGAAAAUAAAGUGUUCACCGACCCACAGCAGUGGUUCGAUAUGGCAGAGUAA